This is a messenger RNA of Clupea harengus (Atlantic herring), 2641 nucleotides long. Its product is annotated as paired box protein Pax-6-like. Gene Ontology annotation, biological process: regulation of transcription by RNA polymerase II; anatomical structure development. Gene Ontology annotation, molecular function: DNA-binding transcription factor activity, RNA polymerase II-specific; RNA polymerase II cis-regulatory region sequence-specific DNA binding. NCBI's taxonomy places the organism in Eukaryota, Metazoa, Chordata, Actinopteri, Clupeiformes, Clupeidae. The record is from RefSeq and is a predicted model, not a curated record.
CUUUCUCUCUCUCUCUCUCUCUUUCUCUCUCGCUCUGCCUCCUCUCCCUCUCUCCUCCUCAGUGUGCAUGUAUGCUCUAUUGUCAACAAAGCUGCGUAAGGAGGAAGGGAACGAGGGAAUGGCAGUAUAAAAGAGAAAGAAAAGGAAAACAUCAGAUGUUUCCCUCUUUGCACAACUAUGCGUAAGCGAGCUACUGGCUGAGGGUGGGUAGCGUAUAAUGUAUGAAAAGCUGACCAUGCUGAAUCUACAAAAUGGAUCAAACUGGAACGGGCCAAAUGACUGGUACCACCAACAGACAAACAUGCCUCCUCAACACACCUCAGUUUCAGAUGGCUGCAUGGCAGAGCCAGAGGGAGUAACGCAAAGAGGAGGAAGCAUAGGUGCCAUGGGUGGGAGACGAGGAGGAGGAGGAGGAGGAGGAGGAGGUGGAGGAGGAGGUGGUGGAGGAAGAGUGCAUGCAGAGAGAGAUGAAGGUGAGGAGUCCCAGCUGAGGUUGCAGCUGAAGAGGAAGCUCCAAAGGAACCGCACCAGCUUCACCCAGGAGCAGAUCGAGGCCCUGGAGAAAGAAUUUGAGAGAACUCAUUAUCCUGAUGUGUUUGCAAGGGAGAGAUUGGCCAACAAAAUCGACCUACCAGAAGCACGGAUCCAGGUGUGGUUCUCCAACCGAAGAGCUAAAUGGAGGAGGGAGGAGAAACUUCGCAACCAGAGAAGGAGUGGGGUGGGGACUUCCUGCUCUCAGACCCCACUGAAUACUUCCUUUAACUCAGUUUACCAGCAGCAGCAGCAGCAGCAGCAGCAGCAGCAGCAGCAUGGCAACAGUGCAGGCUCCAUGCUCAGUCAGAGUGACUCCUCCCUCUCCAGCUACAGCUCACUCUCUGUGUACUCCAGUGUUCAGUCCAUCCCCCCUCAGUCCACCCCUUCUUAUGUAUGCAUGCCCUCCGCUCCGCGCACGUUUGAUUCGUCAUCCUAUCCCUCUCCCCACCUUCCCCCUCCCCCGACAGCAAACAGCAGCACAGGUCUGAUUUCCCCAGGUGUGUCAGUGCCAAUCCAGGUGCCAGGGAACGAGCUGAACAUGAAUCACAACAUCAGUCAGUACUGGGCCCGCCUGCAAUGAAGCUCUGAGACACAAAAGGAAAGGGAAACGACAAAAAGCCAAGACCAUUUUUUCCCCAAGAAAAUUAGAAGUAUUCAGGGAUAGGAAGACGGUAUAAGGGAACAUAUCGCGUGAGAAAAAGUGUUCAGGGUUGGAACGUGGGGGUCUUCUGAUACUCCUCUGCUUGACCUUCUGACUUUUAAAGUUUACAAAAUCUGCAGAAAUUCAAAGUCCUUUAAAAAAAAAAAAAAAAAAAAGUUUACUUUGAGGAUGCUGCAUCAAUUUUUCACUCUCUCUAUGUCUGAGAGUACAGCUAUACUGUGAAUCACUUGAUAUCCUUUAAAGAAGCUAACUCAUAAUGAAAUAUUUUGGUAGUUUUAAUUAAUGGAAUUGUAUAAAUCUGUAAUAUACAAUCUAGAUGUUUAAUAUGAGAGAGCAGGAAUGUAGCUUCUGUACUGUAACAAAAUGCAUAAUCUUAAAUGGGACCAUGUCACUGACAAUCAAUAUUCGCUCUCUCUUUGCCAAAUGGGAAAGACAGUAUCCAAAAGCAUGACAUAAACCCAGCAAAUGACAAUCAAAGGUGGAAAAGGGGUAAUCAAUGACAAUCAAAGCUAAUUAACGAGGGACCUGUAAAAUAUGCACAGGGUUGUAUCACAUCAUCUAGCAACCAUAUGUUCAUCAUCUGAAUCAAAUACUUCAUUUUCAUCAGUGAUCGCUUGAUAAUAACAUGUCGGUGCAAUCUGUAGUAUUCCUGUCAACAAAUCCUCAAGUAUUAUACCUGUGAUAAGGAGCACACUGACUCCACAUAAGAUGUCACAGACACUGUGGACACAAAUUGCAUGUUUUCAUAAUGCAUUCUGGACACUGGAUGGGUGGAUGAUGUUUAUAAUUGGCCAACAUUGUAUGGCCAAGCCAAUGACGAUUUACCACCAUAUUACAUAAUUUGGUUUUAUAAAACAAUAGCACAGCUGACACAGAACUGUAAUUUGGCAAUUUAUUCAGCAACUUUGACGAUAAACGAUGUCUGUAUAUUUUCGUGUGAUUUUCUGCCACAGAGCACAAAACUACAAAGUGAAUAGCCUUAAAGUUUAAAUUGUUGGCUUCCACUGGCAGAAGAAUUAGAACUUCAUGAAAAUGCAGUCAGUGUAGGUAACUGUACUGAACUGACCAACUUUGAGAAGUUAGGCCUAUUGUGAGAAAUGAAAGGACCGCAAAUUUAUGAUGCAUAAUCAGUAUCAUUUUCAGGUCAAAUUAUUUUUUAGGUAAAAGAAACAAGAAUAAUAAGGAUGUUACAGAUUGCACCUAUCGACUGGAACCACAAAGAGGUUCAUUUUGCUGCCAUAUUUCCUGUCACAAAAUCAAGAUUUGGUGACAAAAAUUACAUUUAGGUGUUUUUCUUGUUUCAGAUUAGUUCAUUUUUUGUCUAAGUGUCUUUCAAAAUCUGUUAAGUACAUCUGUGUUUGUUUUGUGUGACAAAUGCAUAAGUAUUUCAACAAUGAACCAAUUUUGUGGAUGGAUCCCUUUAAUAAAGAUGAAACUGUGUGAAAA